Messenger RNA from Arabis nemorensis, 1614 nucleotides. Lineage: Eukaryota; Viridiplantae; Streptophyta; Magnoliopsida; Brassicales; Brassicaceae. The record is from the annotation of a GenBank genome assembly.
AUGUGUUACUCUCUCUCUUUACAAUCUCCAAUAAACUUCCGUAAUCGUCACGCCCUGAAAAUCCAUGGAGAUCGAGCAGUUUUGAUUUCAAACUCAGCUACACUGGGAUUGCCGGAGCGAGAUCGUCGGGGAAAGUUGCUCCUCUGCCAUGGGAAAGGCGUACACUCGUUGAGAUUCGGCGGAAACGUUGACGUGAAGCUAUGCGGUAUUCCGCGUCAUCGAUUAAGAGUACAUUGCAGCGAUGCUCGCCGUAUGCCGGAAGAUCGGCACGAGGCGGAAAAGACGGCGGAGGCGGUGACAGUGACGGAUCAACCUGAUUUUUCGGAAUUUAUAACGUCGGAGAGGGUGAAAGUGGUCGCGAUGCUCGCGCUUGCCCUUGCGCUCUGCAAUGCGGACCGUGUUGUGAUGUCAGUCGCGAUUGUUCCUCUUUCGCUUUCUCGUGGAUGGAGCAAGUCGUUUUCCGGUAUCGUUCAGUCAUCAUUUCUAUGGGGAUACCUAAUUUCACCAAUAGCCGGCGGAACUUUGGUGGACCGCUAUGGCGGUAAAGUAGUAAUGGCGUGGGGAGUAGCUUUGUGGUCGUUGGCUACCUUUCUUACCCCUUGGGCUGCUGAUACUUCUUUGUGGGCUCUGCUUGCUGCAAGAGCUAUGGUUGGAGUUGCUGAAGGAGUGGCUCUUCCUUGCAUGAACAACAUGGUUGCGAGAUGGUUUCCUCCAACAGAACGUUCUAGGGCGGUUGGCAUUGCAAUGGCGGGAUUCCAGCUUGGGAAUGUUGUAGGACUCAUGUUGUCUCCUAUUCUUAUGUCUCAAGGCGGUAUAUACGGCCCUUUUGUAAUCUUUGGCUUAUCGGGGUUCCUCUGGUUGCUCGUUUGGCUAUCUGCUAUGUCAAGUGCACCAGAUCGACAUUCUCAGAUUACAAAGUUUGAACUCGAGUACAUAAAGCAAAAGCAGCAAACAUCUAUUAGGGAGAACAAACGAAACACCACAGGCGUAAUCCCUCCCUUCAGGCGCCUCCUCUCCAAGAUGCCGACUUGGGCUGUUAUAGUUGCAAAUUCCAUGCAUAGCUGGGGUUUCUUUGUGAUCCUUUCAUGGAUGCCUAUCUACUUCAAUUCAGUAUAUCAUGUAAACCUCAAACAAGCUGCUUGGUUCAGUGCUGUUCCAUGGAGUAUGAUGGCUUUCACAGGAUACCUUGCUGGUUAUUGGUCGGACCUGUUGAUACGGCGUGGUACAAGCAUCACUUUAACGCGAAAAAUCAUGCAGUCCAUUGGUUUUAUUGGUCCCGGGAUUGCUCUCAUUGGUCUAACCACAGCAAAACGGCCUUUAGUAGCAUCUGCCUGGCUUAGCUUAGCCGUUGGACUUAAAUCGUUCAGCCACUUGGGGUUUCUUAUUAAUCUUCAGGAUAUUGCUCCAGAAUAUUCUGGUGUUCUACAUGGAAUGUGUCUUACUGCUGGGACGUUGGCUGCAAUAGUUGGUACAGUUGGAGCUGGUUUCUUUGUAGAACUAUUGGGUUCCUUCCAAGGAUUCAUCCUUCUCACAGCAAUUUUAUAUCUCCUUUCUGCUCUCUUUUACAACAUAUAUUCAACUGGAGAAAGAGUCGAUUUUGACUCAGCAGCUUGA